AGUAUUGAAGCCAUGGAAAAUGCCGCAGUCUUGGAGGCAUUCAAAAAGUUUGACAAGGAUGGUGAUGGUUCUAUCACCCGUGACGAGCUGGGCAACGUUUUGAGGACCCUCGAUCCGGAAGAGUGGACUGAGCAGGAACUGGACCGCUUGCUGGGUCGGGUCGACGCGAACGGCGACGGCAAGUUGCAGGUGGAGGAGUUCCUCCGGUGGAUCUUCGCAGAGGACGGGCAGUUCGGAGAGUUUGGCAACACCUUCCAAUCCAUCAUCAUCCAGGGGAGCUCACGCGAUGAUCUCAAUGGUGAGUACAUCCAGCAGGACGACUUCUACGGUGGUCGCCCCGUGUUUUACAAUGCUGAGAAGGGAAAAUAUCUCUUCUUCAACCGAAAGCACCAGCGUUGGCAGAUCUUCGUGAGGACUAGCUGGAAAGCAAGCGCACGGUUGUACACCAAGCGGGCGCCCCACCUGGCGAGUGAAGAGCUCGCGUGGCAUGUCUACACCGGUGGGAAGUUUGUCGAAGAGCCCUCGAUGGCUGCGGUCUUGGCGCCGUCAGAUGAGUCAGAUGAGCAGAAGUGCGCCAAGGCAGCGGAAGCAGUGUACAUCAAGACCCGAUGGAGCAACGUCACGGGUGGCUACGUCAAGACUGAGAAGACCAACUACGAUAGACCUGCCUACUACAACGAGGAGGGCAACACCUGGUUGCUCUACGACGGCCGUGCCAGGGAGUGGAAGGUGUCAAGUCAGUACAGCACGAGGCAUGGUAAAUUGGUUUCUUCGUUGACUACUGAGGUCUUCUCACCAGAGCUCACCGAUUGGAAGGGCAGCACCACGGCGGUCCGCGUGGACCCCAAACGCCGGGAGGCCGACUACAGCCAGGGCGGCUGGAUCGACGAUGCCUUCCCACACACCCAGGAGAGCAUUGGCAACAGCAGGCAGUGCGAGUGGGUUCGCGCGCGCGACCUGGCGGAGAAGCCGGCGCUCUUCGACGACAUCGAGCCGGCGGAUGUGUGCCAAGGUGCUUUGGGAGAUUGCUGGCUCAUUGCUGCCAUCGCUGGGGCGGCGGAGUUCCCCAACUUCUUCCGCGACCAUCUGUUCGAGACCAAGGAGAUCAAUGAGGAUGGCAAGUAUCGGAUUCGGCUCUAUGAUUGGAUUAAAAAGAAAUGGACUGUGAUUGAGAUCGAUGACUACAUCCCUUGCAAGCCGCGGAAGUGGUACGAGCCCGUAGCUUCGACGAUCUUUUCGGAGGUGUGCAAUGAGCAGCUCUAUGUGGUUUUGAUGGAGAAGGCCUUCGCAAAGUUCGCGGGAUCUUACCAGGCCUUGAAUGGGGGCUUUUCCUUCUUAGCCUGGAUGGCCAUGACUGGCGAGACGGAUGUGAUUGGCUGGUGGAGGCAGAGGCACCAGCCCAAGUGGGACGUCACGGGGUCCCGGGGCCUCAUAGUCCGCGCGGGAUGCGACCUGCAGAGCGAGAAGUUGGGGCGACUGAGUUAUGGCGCGGUCUUUGAGGAGGUGGAGAAGUUCGGGUAUCGGAUCCAUUUCAAAAAGUUGGAGGGCGAAGGCCCUGAGGAAGGCUGGCUCUCUUGUUACAUCGGCGGCUACCAGGUGGCGAAGUGUCGGAACCCCGCAGAGUGGAAGCAGAUGGAAGUGAACUAUGCACGAGAGAAGAUCAGCUUUGGUACGCUACGUACCUCGAGCGUGCAGGAUCGCAAAGAUCGUGAAGGCAUGUGGAAGAAGAUGCAGGAAUAUGACCGAGCCAACUUCCUCAUGGGAGCGUCUAUUCAUACGGACAGGCAUGAGCGUGACGCCGGCAUGAUCAUUUGUAUAGUCUUUGUAAACUCUUUGAAAUUGCGCCUUUCGCUUGAUGUGUCAUUCAAAGGGAUCCCACAGCACCUUAGUUCUUGGUAUUGUUUUGCCUAUUGUGUUUGUUUUACGUAUGUAUGAGACCUAAAGACUCUAGUGGGUAGAGUUAUGUAUAUAACUGUGUAUAUACUGUGUAUGUAUAUAUAUAUAUACGAAAUGAAAUGCAAGGGCGGGUUCGACUUGGGACUUCCAUUGCGUUCUUGAUUGCUCCAAGAAUACCCCGUUCCUUUGAAAUAAGGUCUCCGCCUUUCAGAGCAACAUGUCCAACGGCCACAGAGCAACACUGUUUAUCUUUAGAGGGCCACAGGCCACAGAGAAUAACGAUUUCCAAAUAUGUCCAACGUCUGUUGAGUCACUUGGAGCAGUGCUUGUGUUUCUUCGGAGCAGUGAUCUUUCCAAGGUGAGCACCGACGCGAAGAUGGUUUGGUGGAAGCUCACGCUUACUCCGUCAUCCAUGCGGCGGAACUCAACGGUGUGCAGUUGAUUUGUUGCAGGAACCCCUGGGGCAACAAGAUGGAGUGGAACGGCCCAUGGUGUGACCAGAGCGACGAGUGGAGCGCCCAUCCGGAGAUCGCUGAAGCCUUGGGUGUCGAUGAGAAAGCUGAUGGGCUUUUCUGGAUGGAUUGGGAGAGCUUCGAGCAGACCUUCACGAUGGUAGAGAUCUGCCCAAAAGCGAUGCCUGCUGAGAGGGCCAGCUUUCACAAGUAGGAGGGCAAUUUGAUUGAUGGAGCUCUCAAGACAAGUUUAAGUGAGAGGUGUUUUCAGAAUGGAGGGACUCCACCACAUACCCUUGGAGAAAUGG
This is a messenger RNA of Durusdinium trenchii, 2656 nucleotides long. The record is from the annotation of a GenBank genome assembly. Lineage: Eukaryota; Dinophyceae; Suessiales; Symbiodiniaceae.